AUGGCCUCUGGAAUCUUCAACUCGACGUACUACGGCAAGGACUACCGCGCCGGUGCCGCCCUCCUGCGUGCCCGCCGGCCAUAUCUGGUUAAGAAUGCCCUUACUGGGUUCGGCUUGUUUGUCUUCUCCAUUGGUGUCUAUGCCUACACCAUUCGCGCCGUCGGCCAAGAAGAAUUUUCCGACGUAAAAGUCCCCGAUGCCCCCGCGCAGAAGUCAGCGCAGAAAUAG
Molecule: messenger RNA, 228 nt
Organism: Penicillium macrosclerotiorum
Lineage: Eukaryota; Fungi; Ascomycota; Eurotiomycetes; Eurotiales; Aspergillaceae
Exons: 3
Coding region: 1-228 (75 amino acids)
Biological process (GO): mitochondrial respiratory chain complex IV assembly
Cellular component (GO): mitochondrial inner membrane
Source: RefSeq, a predicted model, not a curated record